Penicillium atrosanguineum is the source of this 1737-nucleotide messenger RNA. RefSeq lists its product as uncharacterized. NCBI's taxonomy places the organism in Eukaryota, Fungi, Ascomycota, Eurotiomycetes, Eurotiales, Aspergillaceae. The transcript is spliced from 2 exons. Gene Ontology annotation, molecular function: catalytic activity. The record is from RefSeq and is a predicted model, not a curated record. The coding region runs from base 1 to 1737 and encodes 578 amino acids.
AUGGCUCAAACACACGAAACGAUACCGAGCGGAGAUGUCUAUGGUCCAGGAACUUUCAUGGAUAAGACAUUCAUCCCAGCGCCUCAGGAUGCUGCUCGUAUAUUUGAGUACCUCGCAAAAAGUACUCCUGGCUUCACCAAAGACAGAAGUAUUUGGCAAACUGCGAAUUUUGAAGGAAGCUCACUUCCAACAAUUCCUGGCCCCUUCAAGGCUCCCCUUGUUGCAGCUGCUCUGCACGCCAUGUGUGGAGUAGUAGCCCACGAGAUUGUCGAAGACCGUGAUGGCACCCCAGCGAGUACUCAGAAGGUUUCUGUUAACACCGACCAUGCUGCUAUCUGGCUCGCAACAAUCUAUUCGGCUUCAGUGAAUGGCAAGAGCAUACCCGAACUUGCCAAGUCGCACCAAUUGUCGGGCUUGUUCCAGCCGGAUUUCCAGCAGGGCUGGAUGUCUACGCCGAUUAGCCAACGGACCACUGCUUUGUACAAAACAAAGACCCCGGGCGUUUGGUAUCAGCUUCACGGCUCUCUUGAUUCCAGCCCUGUCUUGCGAUCAAUGGGAAUGGACCCUGGCUAUCCCGCCAAAGACUUGGACGAUGCUUAUGAUUACAUAAGCCGACAUGUAGAGCAAUGGACCGCAGACGAGCUGGAAAUGCAUAACAUCAAGAACGGGUUCUGUGGCAGCAUAUGUUUCACGCCUCAGGGGUGGUCAGAGACACUCAUGGGAAAGAGACUUGCUGAUCACCCGCUAGUCGGCUACUCUCGACAGUCGCAUGCAAUUCCGACUCCUCCGAUUCCAUUGCCUAAAAGUUCAAACGAUAAGCGGCCCUUAGCCGGCAUCAAAGUGGUAGAACUGGUUCGAAUCAUUGCUGGACCUGUCAUCGGAUGCACUCUCGCUGCGCUUGGUGCUGAUGUUAUCCGUGUGAAUUGCAGCCGACUGGUGGAUCUUAACGCUUUGCAGCUUACUCUGAAUACAGGGAAACGCACGAUCGACAUUGAUUUGGCCAAGGAGGAAGAUAAGUCCCGCUUGCGCGAACUAGUUUCGGGCGCCGAUGUUUUCGUGCAAGGCUUCCGCCCUAAUGCGAUCGCAAGAAAAGGCUUCGGAGUCAACGAGAUCCUCGAGAUGGCCGGCAGCCGCGGAAGGGGCAUAGUGUACGUCGAGGAGAAUUGUUACGGUCCCGACGGGCCGUAUCAUGAAAGACCUGGCUGGCAGCAGAUCGGAGAUGCUGCUUCAGGUUCGUCCUACGUGAUGGGCCGAUCCUUGGGCUUCAAGGACGGCACGAGCAUUCUUCCGCCUCUUCCAAUCUCCGAUAUGACGACUGGUCUUGUAGCUGCUUUGGGAACUCUAAUGGCACUCCGUGAUCGGGCUCGACAUGGUGGCUCGUACCGUGUGACAAGCUCUUUGGUGAAGGCCGACGCGAUCGCACUGGAACCGGAGAUCGGUCUUUACUCUCCUGAGACUGUCGAUCAGAGUAAACAGUUGUUUAAAUGGGGUCAUAUCGGCCCUUCGCAGUUCGUGCUGGAAAUACUUGAUGUCGUUAUGGAUGGAUGGAAAAGCGUAUUCCCUCAAUACUUUGGAUCUGGACCUCAAUCAUUCAUGACCAGUUUCCAAGACGGACCAUGGGGUCCCACUGAGAAUCUGAAGCCUGUGAUUCAGUUAGGCGAUUCAAGUUUGACGCCUCGCUGGUUGACAGCCGCAGUUCCCCACUGCUACUACCCACAAAACAUCGAAUGGCUCUGA